GUUCGCCAGCAACAUUUUGCAGCAAAUUGCCUAGCAACAGCAUUAAUAAACGACAAUUUGCCAGGCAACUCGCGGCUGCUUCUGUAUAUUUCGCGCGGGAAGAAAUUUUUGAACACCUUUCUUAACUGUUUGGGACUGAGUGGCGGGCGAAGAACGAAGAUAAGUUUUGACAGGAGUUUUGUGGUGUUGCUUCGAUGAAUUAUUAUUUUGGAAAGACUUUGAGAGUUGAAUGUUGAAUGGAUAUGCAAGGCCAGUAGAUGGGUUGUGGGAUUCUCUUGCCAGUCGAAGACAGAUCAGGUGAAUAGCCAUGACAGACAGAGUAGUCCUUCUAAUUGACAUGGACUGCUUUUAUGUGCAAGUGGAGCAACAACUACAACCAGAGACAUUGGGAAAACCAGCAGUAGUUGUGCAAUAUAACACAUGGAAGGGGGGCGGCAUCAUCGCUGUCAACUACGAGGCGCGCGCGUGCGGCGUGCGGCGCAACAUGCGCGGAGACGAGGCGCGCCGCCUCUGCCCCGAGCUGCUUCUGUUCAGAGUGCCCGAGAGACGCGGGAAGGCCGACAUCGGCAAGUACCGGGAGGCGGGCCGGCGGGUGAUCGCCGCCAUCCGGCCGUUCGCCGACCGCGUGGAGCGCGCCAGCGUCGACGAGGCCUAUGUGGAGCUGACUGCGGAGGCGGUGCGGCGCGCGGCGCGUGGGCCCGUCGCCGCCGAGGCGCUGGCCAACACGUUCGUUGUUGGGUUUGGCGGAGAGGAGAAGACGGAAGAGUGUCGUCGGGCUGGCGUGGAGGCCUUCCUGGAGUCAAUCCGCUCCGGUUUCGCCUCUGACGGUGACCGGCUGCUGGCCGCCGGUGCUGCCAUCUGUGAGGAGAUGCGCAAAGCUGUACUGGACCAGACCGGCUACAAAUGCUCGGCAGGAAUCGCUCACAACAAGGUGCUGGCCAAACUGUGCGCCGGUAAGAACAAGCCGAACCGACAGACGAUCUUGCCGCACGGCUCCGUGCCACAGCUCUACGAAACGCUCCCCGUCAAAAAGGUUCGGUCCCUGGGUGGUAAGCUGGGUGACGCCGUCACCGAGGGACUGGCCUGUGAGACGAUGGGCGAUCUGUCGCGGCUCUCCCUAGCGCAGCUGCAGGCGGCUUUAGACGCCAAAACCGGCCAGUGGCUAUACCAGCUGGCGCGGGGCUUCGACUCGGAACUGGUGGCCGACCGGCACCUUCCCAAGUCGAUCGGCUGCAGUAAGAACUUCCGCGGCCCGGAGGUGCUGCGGACGCGACAGAAGGUGCGCCACUGGCUCCAGCAGCUGGCCAACGAGGCCAGCGAGCGGCUUACCCUCGACCAGGAAGUGAAUCAGCGCACGUCCCGCUCUCUGACGGUCAGCGUCACCACAGAGGACGGCAGACACGUCAGCCGCGCAUGCGCACUGACCGGCUACGCGGCGGAGACGAUCGCAGCAGACGCGUUCGCGGCGCUCUCCAAACUGAACACCGCCCAGGAGGGCGACCAGGCCUGGGCUCCUGCGCUGAUCAACCUGAGCAUCUCUGCCGGAAAGUUCUCAGAAGUGCCGACGGCGGCGUGCGGCAACAUCGCCGAAAUGUUCUCCAGACUGCCGGCGUCUUCUGGUACGGCGACCCCUCGCCAGUCGCGCGCGGCUGCGAAGGAUUCGUCCAUCGCGGCGGUGAUGGCGAGGAUGGCGGCAAAAGAGUCGCCGGCGGUAGCGAGGAGCUCGGGUAGUGCGACGAUAGUUCAGACAAGUGCAACAUUAGAUACUGGUGACGGUGAAUUGACUGAGGAGUGUGCGAGGGACGCGGCAGGGGAAGAAGUGACACCAAAGGUGAUUGCGAACGGUCUGUUGAAUGGUGUGGUUAGUAGUGUGAGCACGGAAGGACGGACUGCGGAUGAGGGGUCGUCACGGUGCGGCGAGUCGGUACCUCAGUUCGGAGAGAAGCGGCGCUCAGAGGUCUCCGACGCUGAGCCACCCUCCAAGUCCGUCUGCACGGGAACGGACCGUGGCGGUGGGGCUGACUCCGCUACCACGGCGCCAGAAGACGCCGGCAGUCGACCGGCAGCUACAUCCCCUGCCAUCACUGGCUUCUUCGCCAGAAAGGAGCGACAGAUUCGGGCCGAGCAGGCGGCAGCGGCGGCUGCGGCACCCAGCGCCCCUACCUCUUCUGCUGCCUCCACUGCCACCGCCUCACGGUCCUCACCAGACCGAGAGCGAAGGACCGCCGCCAGCCCGCCCCGUCCUACAUCCCACACUCCAUCCAGCCCGGCCCGCCGGGGUCGCGGCAGGGGCUCCUCCCGGCGCGGACGAGGCCGCGGUUCCCGAGGUGCCGCGGCGGCCGUCAGCCCAGACAAACGCUCUCGAGUGCGGGUCCCUCUUCCAGUGGAGGACACUCUGGAUCUGGAUGAGAACUCUGUGGACGCCGACACACUGGCCGCCCUCCCGGAGGACAUUCGACAGGAGGUGGAGGAGCAGCUGGAGAGGAAGAGGAAGAGGAGGGUAGAGGAGGCGAGUAGGACUCGGAACGGCAUCAGGCGGUACCUGCGAACAGCGCCGGCGGGGAGUGAGGGAGCGGGUAGCGGCAACAGUGCUGCGGCGGUAGCAGAGGGAGGAGAGACUAGUGACAGGACGCGUGUGAAGGAGAACACGGCUCCGGCAGUGGCGGUGGUAGCAGAGGCAGAGGAUGAUCCAGCCGUAGCUGAAGGUGGACGGGAUGAGCAGCGGGUCGACUCUCCUCUCCAAGCCGAUGCGCUAGUGACCCCACCUUCCCCAGUGGCCGGACCGUCAGGUCUGUGUCAGACUGCUGUCAGCGAGGCGGUUCGGAUCGCCUCCGACCGACCUCCCCUCACCGACGAAUCCUCUAGUCAAGAAUCUGCCUCUGCGUCCUCUGACGCGGCUGUCCCUUCCUCUGCCGCGCCAGAGUCCGAACAUCCCUCUGACGGUCAGUCCGCCGGCGCCGUGGGGGAAUCUGCUCCCUGCCCUCGCUGCGGUAAGCCUAUCUCACCGUGGGACCUACCGGAGCACCUCGACUAUCACAUGGCGCUGGAGCUGUCUGAGCAGGUCACUCCGCCGCCACCGGUCACCGCGCGCCCGCCUAGCCGCGCUCGUGCCCCGACCACGCGCAGACGCGGCCGGCCCAGUAAAGUGGAGACGCUGAAAAAGAACGGAGAGGUGCGGCGGAUCGAUGCGUUCUUUAAGUGAGCUGCUUUGGUGGUAGGUCAGUGCUGCGUGAGCAGUCUCAGAGUUGAGAUCGGUGUUCUCGGCAUAGUGAUGACGAUGAGCGUUGCCAGUGAUCCGUGUCUUCGGGCAGCUCAGCUGUUUGAUGCAAACGGAAUGUGAUGCGUCAGUGAUUAUUCAGCCUUAAUUUUGUGUGAUGAUAGUUAGGUUGUGAUGAUCUGACAAUGCUGCUCGUACCCUGAGCUCCCAUUGACUAGUUUUUAGUCAAGUCAUUGCUGCACUGUAAGUUUUGUUACCAUUUCGCACCUACCUCUAGAGUAAUUUGUGUAAAUAUUGCUUUUGGACACACCUGAACGGUUUACAUUUCCUUUUAAAGGAACUGAUUGCAUGAAUAACAGCAUAAUUUGUGUUUCUGGUUCGAGUUCCAUUUGCAUUUAAUCGGAGCGCACCGCCUGUCAUGAGGCGGUGAACAUGUCAUUGCCGCAGUGAUCUGUUGAUGGCGAUCCAGCCUGCUGGUUUGUUUUCGUCCAUAGUUGGUCAUCAGACCCGAGAUAUAUUUACAUAUACACCUAUUUAUACCAUGGUGUGCCGUCCUUGCAUGCCUCGCUUGUCACAAUGUCACAUCCAUAAAACAUGCGAUAAUAUAUGUGUCGGAACGCUUUCGUCUCGC
This is a messenger RNA of Amphibalanus amphitrite, 3848 nucleotides long. Its product is annotated as DNA polymerase eta-like. Gene Ontology annotation, biological process: error-prone translesion synthesis; response to radiation. NCBI's taxonomy places the organism in Eukaryota, Metazoa, Arthropoda, Thecostraca, Balanomorpha, Balanidae. The record is from RefSeq and is a predicted model, not a curated record. The coding region runs from base 308 to 3202 and encodes 964 amino acids. The transcript has 9 exons. Gene Ontology annotation, cellular component: site of double-strand break; nucleus; replication fork. Gene Ontology annotation, molecular function: damaged DNA binding; DNA-directed DNA polymerase activity.